Molecule: messenger RNA, 1440 nt
Organism: Candidozyma auris
Lineage: Eukaryota; Fungi; Ascomycota; Pichiomycetes; Serinales; Metschnikowiaceae
Gene: CGT1
Product: mRNA guanylyltransferase
Exons: 1
Coding region: 1-1440 (479 amino acids)
Biological process (GO): 7-methylguanosine mRNA capping
Cellular component (GO): mRNA capping enzyme complex
Molecular function (GO): ATP binding; mRNA guanylyltransferase activity
Source: RefSeq, a predicted model, not a curated record
AUGAUUCAACUUGGCGACCGAGAUAUGCCGGAGAUUCCCGGCACGAAGUUGGCUGGGGAGGAAUUGCACGAGUUAAGGCUCAUGCUUGCAGAUCUUCUCAAACGAAGGAAUACACUGUUCCCGGGUUCCCAGCCGGUAUCUUUCGAAAGGCAUCAUCUUGAAGUAUUAAAAAACAGAGAUUACUUUGUCUGCGAGAAAUCUGAUGGAUUACGAUGUUUACUAUUUCUUGUUCAUGACCCUGCUCGUGGAGAAGGUGUCUUCCUAGUCACAAGAGAAAAUGAGUUCUAUCAUAUACCUGGCAUACACUUUCCAUCCCAAGUAAAUGAAGAAAAUGGCGAAACUUUUCAUCAUGGAACACUUCUAGAUGGUGAGCUUGUUCUAGAAACAAAGAAUGUUCUGGAGCCGUUCCUUCGAUACUGUAUCUUUGACGCUUUAGUCGUGAACGAGAAAGAUGUGACCAACAGGCCACUACCUAAGCGCUUGGGCUACAUCACAGAGCAUGUCAUGAAACCAUUCGACAGCUUCAAAGCUCGGCAUCCUGAAAUUGUCAACAGUGCAGACUUUCCCUUCAAGGUGAGUUUCAAAAUGAUGAAGCUGUCGUAUAGGGCCAAUGUGGUCUUGGCGAUGCAAGACCAACUAUUCCACGAAUCUGAUGGUCUUAUUUUCACUUGUGCAGAGACACCAUAUAUUUUCGGCACGGAUGCCACAUUACUAAAAUGGAAACCCGCUCAUGAGAACACUAUUGACUUCAAGAUGAGCAUGGUUUUCAAAAGUUUCCAGGACCCUGACAUGGAUCCUCGUGACCCGGACUCAACAUAUACAGACUACGACAGCAAGCCUGAACAGUUCAAGUUGAGUGUGUGGAAAGGUGGAAAAGAAUAUGAAGAAUUCGCUGAGCUUGACAUGCCAGAAGAAGAUUGGGAGCAACUCAAGGAGCUCAAUGAACCUUUACAAGGACGCAUCAUCGAAUGUCGUAAAAAUAUCGACAAUCCGCCAUACUGGGAAAUGCUCAGAUUCCGUAAUGACAAAUCCAAUGGUAACCAUUACACCAUUGUGGAAAAGAUUCUCCAUAGUAUAGCGGAUGGAGUCACAGAACAGGAGCUCAAGGCUGCUUGCCCAUCAAUAGAAAAAGCCUGGAAACAGAGGGAGUUCGAACGGGCGCAAAAGGCCAAGCAGGGCCAACAUCAUCCACCAGCACCAACAUCACAGCAUCAUCAGCAUCAUAGCAGCGUGCAUCACCAACACCAGACGGGUCCACAGCCAAAUCUCAAGUCAAUAUCACCGCGAACGCUGCCUCAGCAACAGAAGCGUCGUCCGUCUGAGACUGAGAACUCUGUGCCACGAAAGGUUCAAAAGAAUAACAAUGUGACUAAUUCCGACGAAGCGAAGAUGCUACAAGACAUGAUGCCAGAUUACGAGGAGGAAAGUGAUCUGGAGUGA